AUUGAGUAGUAAAUAAAACUUUUCGAGUUUUUUUCUUUUUUCUCUCUCUUUUUGGCGCAGAGACAGAAUGAAAGGAUCGGACUGUAACUGACUCUCCCACUGCUUCAAAACCAAAACGCUCUUCUUUGUACAUUUUCUGUGCUUCGUGGGAGCUUAACGUUGGUGGGUCGUCCUCAUUUUCGCUCCCAACUGAUUUGCUCUAAUCAAAAUCACUUCUUUGGCAUUUGGGUGUACGCAUUUGUUUGUUUCGGUUGUGCAUAUUCUUGGAGCUCGUUCUUGGGAUUUUUCUGAUGAGUUAGGAUUUGAAUGUGCUUGCACAGAUAAUUAGUGAGAUAUACAUAGAGAGAAGUGUAAGGAGUGAAAGGAAGAAAUGGGGGAAAAGCCGGAAGUGUUGGAGGCCGUGUUGAAGGAAGCUGUGGAUUUGGAAAAUAUACCCAUUGAUGAGGUUUUUGAAAAUCUGAGAUGUAGCAAAGAGGGUCUUACCAGUGAGGGUGCUGAGGAAAGGCUGAAGAUUUUUGGGCAUAAUAAGCUCGAGGAAAAGAAGGAAAGCAAAGUUUUGAAGUUUUUGGGGUUUAUGUGGAAUCCUCUAUCAUGGGUUAUGGAAGCUGCUGCAAUUAUGGCUAUUGCACUUGCAAAUGGAGGAGGAAAGCCACCCGACUGGCAAGAUUUUGUUGGUAUCAUUACCCUGCUUAUCAUUAACUCCACAAUCAGUUUUAUUGAGGAAAACAAUGCAGGAAACGCCGCAGCUGCUCUCAUGGCUCGUCUUGCUCCCAAAGCCAAGGUUCUUAGAGAUGGAAGGUGGAGCGAGCAAGAUGCUUCCAUUUUGGUUCCUGGCGAUGUAAUCAGUGUUAAACUUGGGGACAUUAUUCCAGCUGAUGCACGUCUUCUGGAUGGGGAUCCACUAAAAAUUGACCAGUCUGCGCUUACAGGUGAAUCUCUCCCGGUAACAAAAGGUCCUGGUGAUGGUGUGUACUCUGGUUCUACUUGCAAGCAAGGAGAGAUUGAAGCUGUGGUCAUUGCUACUGGUGUCCACACCUUUUUUGGUAAAGCUGCUCAUCUUGUUGACACCACCAAUCAAGUGGGACACUUCCAAAAGGUCUUGACAGCCAUAGGGAAUUUCUGCAUAUGUUCCAUUGCUGUGGGAAUGGUAAUAGAGAUCAUUGUAAUGUACCCAAUUCAGGAUCGUGAGUAUCGUCCUGGAAUUGAUAACCUCCUUGUGCUACUGAUUGGAGGAAUUCCAAUAGCCAUGCCUACAGUUCUAUCUGUGACAAUGGCUAUAGGUUCUCAUAGGUUAUCCCAACAGGGUGCCAUCACAAAGAGGAUGACGGCUAUUGAAGAAAUGGCAGGCAUGGAUGUGCUUUGCAGUGAUAAGACAGGAACCCUGACUUUGAACAAGUUAACGGUUGACAAAAAUCUUGUUGAGGUUUUCGGUAAAGGGAUAGAUGCAGACACUGUUGUUCUAAUGGCUGCUCGAGCAUCAAGAAUUGAGAAUCAAGAUGCUAUUGAUACUGCCAUUGUUGGGAUGCUAGCUGAUCCAAAGGAGGCACGUGCUGGGAUUCAGGAAGUACAUUUCCUUCCUUUCAAUCCUACUGAUAAGCGAACAGCUUUGACUUAUAUUGACCAUGAGGGAAAGAUGCACAGAGUCAGUAAAGGCGCUCCAGAACAGAUUCUAAAUCUUGCAUACAACAAGUCAGAGAUUGAGAGAAAAGUUCAUGCAGUGAUUGAUAAAUUUGCUGAACGAGGUUUGCGUUCACUUGCUGUAGCAUACCAGGAAGUUCCAGAAGGAAGAAAAGAAAGUGCCGGAGGUCCUUGGCAAUUCAUGGGCCUCUUGCCUUUGUUUGAUCCACCAAGACAUGAUAGUGCAGAGACAAUUAGGAGAGCUUUAAAUCUUGGUGUAAAUGUGAAAAUGAUUACCGGAGAUCAGUUGGCUAUAGGCAAGGAAACAGGACGUCGAUUGGGCAUGGGAACCAACAUGUAUCCAUCAUCUGCUUUGCUAGGACAAGAAAAGGAUGAGUCCAUUGCUGCUUUACCUGUUGACGACCUUAUAGAAAAAGCAGAUGGUUUUGCGGGUGUAUUCCCUGAGCACAAAUAUGAGAUUGUAAAACGCUUGCAAGCUAUGAAACAUAUCUGUGGGAUGACUGGUGAUGGAGUGAAUGAUGCUCCUGCGCUUAAAAAAGCAGACAUAGGAAUAGCUGUUGCAGAUGCAACUGAUGCUGCUCGGAGUGCUUCUGAUAUUGUUCUUACUGAACCUGGUCUUAGUGUUAUCAUCAGUGCUGUUUUGACUAGUAGAGCAAUAUUUCAGAGGAUGAAGAAUUACACGAUUUAUGCAGUUUCCAUUACAAUACGUAUUGUGCUUGGUUUCAUGUUGCUGGCUCUCAUUUGGAAAUUUGAUUUUCCACCAUUUAUGGUGCUUAUCAUUGCUAUCCUUAAUGAUGGUACAAUCAUGACAAUUUCAAAGGAUAGGGUUAAACCAUCUCCUCUCCCAGAUAGUUGGAAGUUGGCUGAAAUUUUUACCACUGGCAUUGUACUCGGUAGUUACUUGGCAAUGAUGACGGUCAUAUUUUUUUGGGCAUCGUAUAAAACUAACUUUUUCCCUCGAGUCUUUGGGGUACCAACCCUUGAAAAAACAGCUCACGAUGAUUUCCGGAAGCUAGCCUCAGCUAUAUAUCUGCAAGUGAGCACUAUCAGUCAGGCCCUCAUUUUUGUUACGCGAUCUCGAAGUUGGUCCUACGUCGAGCGUCCUGGGGUAUUUCUUGUAGUGGCUUUUAUUCUUGCUCAACUGGUUGCCACUCUGAUUGCUGUCUAUGCUAAUUGGAGUUUUGCUGCCAUUGAAGGAAUUGGUUGGGGUUGGGCUGGUGUAAUUUGGCUUUAUAACAUCAUCUUUUACAUUCCUCUUGAUCCAAUAAAAUUUGCUAUUCGAUAUGCUUUGAGUGGGAAGGCUUGGGAUCUCAUGCUUGAGCAAAGGGUUGCUUUCACAAGACAAAAGGAUUUCGGUAAGGAACAACGUGAGCUGCAAUGGGCUCAUGCACAAAGAACGCUGCACGGUUUGCAACCGCCUGAUACUAAGAUGUUCACCGAGAGAACUCAUUUCACAGAACUCAAUCACAUGGCUGAAGAAGCCAAAAGGAGAGCUGAAAUUGCUAGAUUGAGGGAACUCCAUACACUGAAAGGUCAUGUAGAAUCAGUAGUGAGAUUGAAAGGUCUCGAUAUCGAGACGAUUCAACAAGCAUACACGGUGUGAUGGGAAGUCCAAUACUGUAAUAUACUGUCUUGUAGUUGUAUGUUGACUGCUGGCAUUAAGAUAUGCAAUUGGCACAUGCUAUUUGCAAGUUAAAGAAGGAUGAAACAACGGUUAACACCGGUACUUGGCUUUUGGUCUUUUAGCAUAUUAGUGGACUCUGUCGUUUUCGACGUUAUUCUGUGUUAUAUUAGUCUUUUUUCCAUUGCCGGACUUGGCAUAUCUUGUAAUGCACUGCGCUCCCAGAAGGAAUUCUUAUGAAAUGUGUCAUUUAUGUUCAUUCCAAA
This is a messenger RNA of Benincasa hispida (wax gourd), 3525 nucleotides long. Lineage: Eukaryota; Viridiplantae; Streptophyta; Magnoliopsida; Cucurbitales; Cucurbitaceae. The record is from RefSeq and is a predicted model, not a curated record.